Messenger RNA from Trichoplusia ni (cabbage looper), 823 nucleotides. RefSeq lists its product as uncharacterized. The coding region runs from base 199 to 714 and encodes 171 amino acids. The transcript has 5 exons. The record is from RefSeq and is a predicted model, not a curated record. NCBI's taxonomy places the organism in Eukaryota, Metazoa, Arthropoda, Insecta, Lepidoptera, Noctuidae.
AAAACAAUUAAAAUAUUCUGUUAUCUAUAACGAAUUUCCCUUGAAUUUAUGUAAAAUACAAAUAAGCUUUAAGUUUUAAGUUAAAAAACUGAAAUCAAACUAACUGUUAAUUUGUAGGUGUGGCUGUGAAGUGAAAUCUGUUUCAGACCGCAUUUCGAAGUUGUUUGGGGGUGCGAAAGGGUGAAUUAAAGCAUAGUAAUGGCGCCGAUAUUGGAAUCCUGUUGGUCGCCAUGUAUUUGGUCAUCAGACGUGAAGACUGGGAGUAAGGCUGUGGCGGUGUAUACGGCAGCUAUGAGUCUGGUGCUCAUCACGUUUAUAGCGUACCAAAUGGAUGGCGGAGACUCAACACAGCUUUGGAACCCUUUAUUCGAAGCCGAUGUUAGAGGAUCCUUACAAGUAUUUGGGAUCAUAUUUAUCAUUGUUUUCACACUGCUCAUCAUUUUCUCAGUUUUGAUGGUUAUUGGUAUCAACAUAUGGAUGCGAGGCUUCAUAUUGCCAUGGCUAGGAACCAUGGGCCUGAUAAUUGUGUUCCAGCUGAUGUUUGGACUCUGGCUUCUUGGAGGAUACUAUAUUUAUCUCGAUGCCACCUUUGCUGCCCUGAUUGACUUCCUUUGGAUGUCAUAUAAUAUCUACUGUUGGCUAUGCGUGUUCUCGCAGUACCAAAUCAUAUUGGAAAUGCAGUCGCCCAACAUAGAAAUAUUAGUAGAAUAUUAACACUAACAUUUGGACAAGUGUUUGUAAUGUAAUUUGUUUAUAUCCAGAAACUAAUCUACAGGUAGUGACAAAAGUGCUAAGCUACAUCACAAUGUUGGACAAGAAAAAA